AUGCAGUCCGAAAGCACACUGCCGUCCCUCUUCUCACGCGCACUUGGGAACUAUCUUAAGAUUAAAAAAACUGGAACGGUUUCAACAGAUGACAAAUUUAGGGAGUUAAUACAAGACAGCUGUGCAAUAUGUCAAGAGGCCAUUCAGAUGAUCAAUCAACUCGAGCUAUUUAGUAAAAAUGAGUUACUCGAGGAUCUAUCCACUCAAUCAAUUCGUUACCUUACUCUUCCCGCCUUCCUGGCUUUUUUUAAUGGCCAAAAAACCGAUCGAGAGGAGCGGCUAACUACAUUGAAACUUGCUCAGGCAUGCAAAUUCUGUCUUGGUCAAAUUUUUGAUGGUGCUAAUUCGAAAUCGAAACCAUCCGUAGUUAGAUGGGAUCCUAACGCUGUUCGUGAAGAAAAAAUUCGUGCCUACAAGGCGAAAAAAGCUCUUGAACAACGUCUGGAAAACUUCCACUUCCUUGAUACUUCCCAUGUGGACGAUGAGGUUCUGAGGGAAGAAAGUUUGGCGAUUGUUCGCUAUUGGGCCUAUACAGCGGUUGAAGAGCUGAAAUUGAUUAGUGAGGAGGUGGCCAUUCUUUUGCGGUUUCUAGAGCCGCAGGGGCCCUCUUCGCCUUUCCCUCCCCCUCCCCCUCCCCCAAUCAGUCGACAACCUCCACUCCUCAUCACUCGGGAAGAGAUUCAAGCUGCUGUCUUCGGUGCCGGCUAUCCAAGUUUGCCGACUAUGACUCUUGAUCACUUUGUUGAACUGCAGGUGCAACAAGGGCUGAUGCCACUGCCACAACCGGCUAAAGGCAACAAAGUAAACAAUAAAGGAGGCACAUGGCGACGUAUUAAUCCUUCGGAAACUGCAGAGGUCAAACAAGAAGCGGAAACAAGAGCAGCGAAGGAGGAUGCGCUGGAAGACGCGUACUCGGAAGAACAGCGGGCGAAAGCGCGCAAAUUUGACGAAUUCAAAGAUGAGCAUCGGCGUGGUUCUGGGAACCGUGCUAAUCGUGGUUUUGGCUGCGCUUCAAACAUAUUAUUCAAUUAUUUACAGAAGCGACGUGUUGAGGCGAUAAAUGCGGAGGAGCCGGCUUUCAUAAAGCGCUUUCGGGAGCGAUCCGGCAUGCGUCCAGAAGCCACAAUCGAGAGCAAAAGGGUACAACCGCGGUGUGGUGGAGACGACGAUGAAGAUUGGCGUGACAGGGAGGACGAAGCCCCCCAAGUGGUAGCUGGUAUUGGUGUUAGCGAGUCUGAGGCCAUCGACUUUGCUCAACGAAAUCUCGUUAAGAAACAACCCCAGACAAAGAAAUCAGGUGCGGAAAAUAACAACAAACCCACUGCUGAGGAAAUUGAAGCAGAACGGUCUGGCAGGGUGCUCUUUCGCAAACCAAAAGCCAAGGAAGAUAGCAAGGAUAUGAGGGAAAAGAGAGACAGAAGUGGGAGGAAAGGAGAAAACGAGGGGGUUAAAAAGACUGAAAUGGUGAAAAGGAACAAAAAAUCAGGAGGAAGCCUCUCUUUUAGCUAUGACGAUGAAGAGGAUGGGAUGCUUGAUUGCCCGUUUUGGCGUUCUGUGCAUGACUAUAGCCUCUCGACUCCUCCCUCCGCUGUUAGUAACUUUCUUCCACCCUGGCAAUGCCUUAUUAUGAACCUGGGGGCGAAUCAAGGAGCGACAAUUUGGCGGCGGAGGGAGCGCAGUCCACUCGGCGAGUAUCCCAAAAUGGGUGAGGAGAAGUUGGGCUAUCCCUAUACCCGGCCGCGGGUGCCUAUUUAUGCGACGUACGGCAGUCCCGGUCCUGUCUACAAACUGCCUCCAUUAUUGGGCGAAAAGGAUCACGACUUUGAGAGCAUUCAUAUAAAAGCUCCGGCUUACUCGUUCGGCCAUCAAUACAAGAAUCUCUAUUAUGAGGCUAGUCCGGGACCAGCUGCCUAUCCUCAAAACGGCAAGAUGACCAAUCAUGGUCUCAUGCAGGGUCCAGCUUACAGCCUGAAACAGAGAUUAGAUCCAGACUCCUCAUCGCCUGGACCUGGACCAGCUCAAUACCUUCCCAAUGACAAUGCGGUGCAUCCGAGAUCCCCGGGGUACCAGUUUGGGCUGGCAGCACCGGAUCUUCUCAAAAACCCCGGGCCCGCUCCGAACGCCUACUCACUGCCUCGACCAGAUAUUAUUAGUGGAAAGAUUUCAGCACCUCAGUACACUCUGACCGGCCGAAAUGAUGGUCUUUCUACACCAAAGAACCCCGGCCCAGCGGACUACACUAUCGGCAACCCCGAGAUCACCAAACCAUCUGCACCCAAGUUCUCCAUGGGCGCCACUUUACCGAUCCCCCUGAAGCCUAUGCCUGGUCCGGCUGAUUAUCGUGUAGACGACGUGACACUAACUCGACGCAGAGCACCCAAGUUCUCCAUGGGCAUCUACCACAGCCCCUACAAGUUGGAUAUCAUUGACAAAGGCAAAGAUGAUUGGUUGGAGUGCUGA
This is a messenger RNA of Echinococcus granulosus, 2460 nucleotides long. Its product is annotated as Immunoglobulin-binding protein. Gene Ontology annotation, cellular component: cytosol. The coding region runs from base 1 to 2460 and encodes 819 amino acids. Lineage: Eukaryota; Metazoa; Platyhelminthes; Cestoda; Cyclophyllidea; Taeniidae. The record is from RefSeq and is a predicted model, not a curated record. The transcript is spliced from 13 exons. Gene Ontology annotation, biological process: regulation of dephosphorylation; regulation of signal transduction. Gene Ontology annotation, molecular function: protein phosphatase 2A binding.